Drosophila bipectinata is the source of this 2256-nucleotide messenger RNA. RefSeq names its product modifier of mdg4. Gene Ontology annotation, cellular component: nucleus. Gene Ontology annotation, molecular function: protein binding. The record is from RefSeq and is a predicted model, not a curated record. NCBI's taxonomy places the organism in Eukaryota, Metazoa, Arthropoda, Insecta, Diptera, Drosophilidae. Gene Ontology annotation, biological process: regulation of transcription by RNA polymerase II.
GCGUACAUAAAAACUAAAAAGAAGAAGCAGAGAAACAGAAAAACAUUCAGAGCGUACAUAAAAAACUAAGUCCGUGUGUAGAAAUACCGUAAACACAGGCAUAUAAUCAAAGGAUAAGGAUCUACAAAGGAUAGAGGCGAUUACGAAGGACACAGGCACCAUAUAGGAGGAAUCGCGGGAAUUCGGAGAAUCCAGCAAGCAGAGUUUGCAUUUAUUUUGUUUUUUUUUUCUCGCUGGGAUUCCGUGGACAAGGCGGACAAGGAGCACCCCCUUCUGAUAGGUGGCACCAGGCACAACCCCCCAGGAGGCAGAGGAAGAGGCAACCACAUUUGGACACCAACCUCCCCACAGCAGGCUGCGGGGAGAGAAACAAAAAAAACAGAAAAUCAACCGCUAAUUGGAUUAGCCGGAGAUUGGCAUAAAGGGGGGCAGAAGAAAGGCAGCAGAAGAGCUAGAAGCUAAACAGAGGGAUAAAGAGGAGAAGACAGAAAGGCGACGCCGCAAUGGCCACCACCCAGCAGUAUUCGCUGCGGUGGAAUAACUACCUGCGCCACCUCACCUACUCUCUGGACAACCACCGGCUGAACGAUGACUUUGUGGACGUCAGCCUGUGCGUGGACGGACGACGGAUCAAGGCGCACAAGGUCGUACUCUCCUCGUGUUCGUCCUAUUUCAAGGAGAUCUUUAAAGAGAACCCACAUCCGCAUCCAGUUAUUAUAUUUAAGUUUAUAAAGUUUGAAGAUCUCAACUCGAUAAUCGAGUUUAUGUACCAGGGUGAAGUCAAUGUACAGCAGGAGGCUUUGCAAUCCUUUCUGCAGACGGCCGAGCUGUUGGCCGUCCAGGGACUCACCGCCGAGGAGAAGGAAAAGCCCCAGCUGCCGGUGGCGCCGCUGAUUAGUGAACACAAGCUAAUCAAAACGAUACCCAGUACCAUACGGGCGGUGAGCGAUCAGCAGCAGGUGGCCCAGGCCCAAUCGGCCACCCAGACCAUUGAGAUACCAACGGCUACGCUGUUGCAGGCCACCACCGCCAGUCAGGUGCAGAGUCAGGUGGCAGCCGCAGCAGCCCACUUGCAGGUCCAACAACAACAGCAGCAUCAUCAUGUACAAACCGCUCAGAUUCAGCAUAUUCAAGUGCAAUCAGCGCCGCCACCUCAGCAACAGCAACAGCAGCAACAACAACAGCAGCAGUCGCAACAACAACAAUCGCAACAAUCCCAACAACAAACAACACCUGUCCAGACGCAACACCUGACGAUAACAAAUGCGGUGGCUCUGCCGACAGCGAGUUCGGUGAAAAAACGUAAAAUCACCUUCUCGGAUGACGAUGACAACAUCUAUACCACCGAAACAGUUGACUAUGCCGUCAAGGAUGAACAGACCAUAGUGAAGACUGCCGAAAUGACAUUUUUGCGAGGCGCCGUCAAAAUGGAUAUACCCGAUUAUAUUGUUGGGGAGGUGGAUGAUCGAUUGUCGGAUGGCGCCACACCUCAAACAUCACAGGAUGCCACCACGGCGGCUGGCCAGACCGUGACCCAGUACUCCAACGAGUAUGAAAUACUCACCGAAUCCGAGAUCGAAGAAAAGUAUCAGGCCGAUAAGGAUAAUGCCGAAUUAGCCAUUGAAAUGUCUCGAUUAUUGGGUACAGCGAGUGGAACGGCGGCGGGGAGUUCGGCCCAGGCUGUGCUGGAGGAUGGGGACGGUGGUGGCGGCGGCGGUGGUGGUGGAGGAGCAACCACUGGCUCCUCGACUACGGUGUCCGUGACGCCGGUCAAGUCCGACAGCAAGGCCGGCGGGGCAAAUGGUGAGUUUACGGAUUCGUCCAAUAAUAAGUGGACUGAAUGUCAGUUUUGCAAAAUGGUCAUAACGACGGUUAAUCUUUGGAGACAUAUUCGCACCCAACACACCCCCCAACCGCCCCGCAAGUGCGAUCUGUGCAAUAAGAAUUUCAAGAACAAGUACAGCCUCAGGGAGCACAUCCGUAUCUCCCACGAACAGAAGGUGGCCAUCAAAACGGAGAAUUAAUUCAAAUGUGGAGGAUAUAUAUAUAUUUAGGCAACAAUAUAGUUAAUUACGUCCAGCUUAGCAAAAGAAAAGCCAAUCCCCCAUUCUAAGCCAAAAAAAAGAGAUUGCACCAUUUAGCCGUUCAUUAUGUGUCUAGGAUUUAGAUUUAAUUGGCUCCUCCCCCCACCAUCUGAAACCUUAAUAUAUAAACCUUAAGUGAAAGUCCAGUCAGCUAGUUAGCCACCCGGAGAUU